AUGCCGAAUAGUGUUACAGAAGAGCAUUGGCGUACAUUGAUUGCGAAUAAGCUACACACAAUGACGGCUGGCAUAUCAAAUCGAGUCGACGACUCUCACAUGAUGAAGGAAUUCCUAUAUUUCAGGACAGCGCAGUCAGGUGCAAAGGCAGGGAUCGGCGACAACGUUGAUAUGGCAUGUGUUGGUCGUCCAUAUUUCAGCACGAGGAACAGUCGCGUUAGCAUUGGACCAGCAGACAUCACAGCAGGAGAUCUUGUCUGUGCCUUUUUCUGGGCCAACUCCAUGUAUCAUUCGCCAGUCCCAAUAGGCUUGUGGUGGGGAAGGAAAUCUUUAGAGGAGAGAUGA
Molecule: messenger RNA, 345 nt
Organism: Hyaloscypha bicolor E
Lineage: Eukaryota; Fungi; Ascomycota; Leotiomycetes; Helotiales; Hyaloscyphaceae
Exons: 2
Coding region: 1-345 (114 amino acids)
Source: RefSeq, a predicted model, not a curated record